Messenger RNA from Hemibagrus wyckioides, 8229 nucleotides. RefSeq names its product leucine-rich repeats and calponin homology (CH) domain containing 2 (gene lrch2). The record is from RefSeq and is a predicted model, not a curated record. NCBI's taxonomy places the organism in Eukaryota, Metazoa, Chordata, Actinopteri, Siluriformes, Bagridae. The transcript has 24 exons. Bases 85 to 2343 code for a protein of 752 amino acids. Gene Ontology annotation, molecular function: protein binding.
CCGUUCUCUGCGCGCGGGGCGGAGCGGCUCAAAAAAAAAAAUACCCCCUCGUUAUUAUCUUGAGCAUAUAUUUCUUUUAAGAAGAUGGCGGCGAGUCAGGGAGGAGCGGCAGCCGCGGCUGUCCUGCAGGGCCAUCACUAUCCGGCCGGACCGCACUGGAGCGCGAACGGCGCGCCGCCUCAACCCCAGGCACCGCACACCGCGCGCAGCCUGGACCGCGCGCUCGAUGACGCCGCCAGCUCCGGGGUUCUGAACAUCAGCGGGAGGAAACUGCGCGACUACCCGGGGCUCAGCUACGAUCUCACGGACACCACGCAUGCAGAUUUAUCCAAGAACCGUUUUGGAGAGAUCCCUCCUGAAGUGUGUAUGUUUGCCCCGCUGGAGUCGCUCAACCUCUACCACAACUGCAUAAAGAUGAUUCCCGAAGCCAUUGUUAACUUACAGAUGCUUACAUACCUCAAUGUCAGUCGGAAUCAACUAUCCGUGCUGCCCAAGUUCCUGUUCAGUCUGCCACUCCGAGUCCUGGUGGUCAGCAACAACAAACUGCUGUCCAUUCCGGACGAUAUCGGCAAAGCCAAAGACCUCAUGGAACUGGACAUAAGCUGUAAUGAAAUUCAGGUGCUUCCUACUCAGAUGGGGAAUCUCCAUGCCUUACGAGAACUGAACAUCAGAAGAAACUGCAUACAAGUCCUUCCUGAUGAGCUGUCUGAUCUGCCAUUGAUCAGGUUGGAUUUCUCCUGUAAUAAGAUCACAGAAAUCCCCACAUCUUACCGUAAACUGUGUCAGAUCCAGCACAUCAUCCUGGAUAACAACCCCAUGCAGUCCCCUCCUGCGCAGAUAUGUCUGAAGGGAAAGAUACAUAUCUUUAAGUACUUGAACAUGCAGGCAUGUCGGCUAGAGAAAAAGCCUGAUUCACUGGAUCUACCCUUGCCAGGCAAACGGUGUUUAGCACAGCAGCUAACAGACAGCAUAGAGGAUUUUUACCCUAGCAAGAACCACGGACCUGAUUCAGGUAUUGGCAGUGACAACGGUGAUAAGAGACUAUCUACUACAGAGCCCUCGGAUGAUGACACUAUCAGUCUGCACUCUCAGGUGUCGGAGACUGCGCGGGCUGAAGCCCACUCUCUCCUCUGCAAACUGGACUCAAAUCGAGAUCAGGACCUGUAUGACUUUGACCCAAACCCAGAUGAUGAUAUUGCUCUCUGUGAGGCCGACAUGCAGCAGAACACACCCUAUAUCACCUGUAUAAAGGAGCUGGAGAGGGUUCUUAAAACACACCAAAGCAAAGACAAGGAGAACUGGAAGGAAGAGUCUGGCUCAGAGAAAGAGCAGCUUGCCGAAGAAGAAGAUGAUGAUGAGCUAAAGGAGGUUUUGGAUCUUAGGAAAAUUGCAGUGCAACUGCUGCAGCAGGAGCAACAGAACAGGAGGCGCUCCUUAAUUUGUAGAGCAGAAAGCCUCAUCCACCGAAGGAGGGCUGCAGGGAGAACACACAGAUUUCUCAGUCAUUCAGGAGGAAGCAGCAAACAGAGAUCUCCAUCACAAACUGUUAGGAGUGCAUCACUGGAUGAGGGAAGCAGUACAUCUUCAGCAAUGUGUGGACAGGACGGCGGCCUCACAGAUGAAGAUGCCACAUUCUCUGAGCCUUCUUUAUCCUGCUCGUUCGAUGGGAGUCUGAAGUCGGAGAAUGGCGAAAGUCAGCCCAAAUGGCCAGAGCUUCCUCCAAUUUUAAACCAGAAUGAAGAACGGAGACGAAACAAAUACCUGAGGAAGGACUACCUCAAGUACAAGUGCCAAAGCGCACGAAGAAACUCCACAGAGAAUGACUGUGAGGAGGGAAUGCAUUCCCCAGACUUCAGCACAACAUUGACUGUUUUUGGCUUGAAGCCGAGAUCAGCAUUUUCCCGCAGUAGUCGUCAGGAGUAUGGUUCGACAGACCCCAGUUUCACAAUGAGGAGAAAGAUGGAGCAUCUCAGAGAGGAAAUGGAGCAGAUAAGGCUCUUGCGACAGAACCUGGAGUCAAGACUGAAGGUUUUGCUGCCUGAUGAUGUGGGUGCUGCUUUAAUGGAUGGUGUUGUGUUGUGCCAUCUGGCCAAUCACAUUCGACCUCGGUCUGUGGCCAGCAUUCAUGUUCCCUCACCAGCAGUACCAAAGCUGAGUAUGGCAAAGUGUCGGCGAAAUGUUGAGAAUUUUCUGGAUGCAUGCAAGAAGCUUGGUGUACCACAGGACAAGUUGUGUUUGCCUCAUCACAUUCUGGAGGAACGAGGUUUGGUGAAAGUCGGUGUUACUGUUCAAGCCUUGCUGGAUUUGUCAUCAUCCAAGCCGACUCAGACAUCCACCAUGUAGCAAACCAUGUACCCCCCCACCCCCACCCCCCCAAAAAAGGAUAAACAGGCAUUCUCUAGCAUUGUCCAUCCUGCCUUAUGUUCAUCUGAGCAGUCUGCUAUGUACACUCCUUUAGCCUCUGAAUUUUCAACCACAGGAAAGCUUUCUCGGAGCAGACUUAACAAUCCCUGCUAGAGGCCACAAAAUUAUGUUCUAGAACCUUCUAACCUUAGUUUAAUGCCACACAAGCUACUGAGAGACUGGUCAGAGGCUGAACGAGAGAAAUGGAGAAGAAAUGAAAGUAGCCAGAUAAUAUUAUCCAAUGAGGUAGACGACUACCUCAUAUAGGAUAGUGCAUUUUUUUUCUGUCUCUGGUUCCAUAAAACAUUUCAGAAGAUGUUACACAAAUCAGCAUUCAUUUUUGGCUGCUUAAAUGCUUAUUCGCCAGUACCACUUGUCAAACACUGUGUAAAACCAGCAGCCUACUAUUUUAACAGUAGAGAGUGGUAGUGAGUUUUAGAUUUACCUAUGGGAAAAGUGGCUAUAUCAUUAUUAGAAAAAUGUUAUCAUCACUCUCUUUCAUGUUUCAUUUAACCAUAGGGUGCUAUGCUACCACAACAAACGACAAACUUAUUUAGCCACUCUCAUAAAGGUGAAUGGAAGCUUUACUUCUCCCUUCUACCUCUCACUAUCUCUCUUCCUCUAUUUGGUCCUCGUUCAUUUCAUUCUCUGCUAGACCAGGGAGCCCACAGAAAUAAGACCAGGAAGAAUUUUUGGAUAGCUGACUGGCUGAUAUGGAGCAAUGGGCAGACAUUAUCACAUAGAACAGAAUGCUCUCCUCCUGCUUGAAGCCACUAAAUUGGAGAAGUACUUUGUGUGUUUGGAAGUAUUCCUUGUACACAUUUAAGUAGAACACAGAUUUUAAGCUGUGGACAAGAGAAGAGACAGUCAAUGAUUAGUGUAUUUCACUGAAUGCACAGUGCAACUGAACAGACAGUGUGGAAUGUACUGAAGAAACUGUUUAUGGAGCAACAUACACUCAAAAAAGGAUAAACUGAAUUUCUAUUUUUUUUUUUGUUUUGUUUUAAUUGGAUACAUUAUAUGAAUUGCUUAAAAGGAUCAUGCAAACUAUUAUGCUUUCAUUGACUUAGGUUAAAUACAUGGAUACCCUGCAUCAUAGUUUUUUUUUUUUUUUUUUUUAAGUCUAGUUUUCAUUUUUAUGAUUUGUAGGUGUUAUGCAUAAUGCAUCGGAACCCUCAACAUCACAAUUCUUACAGUAGGAACUGCAACAAGGCAUUAAAGUAAAUCAAACAUAGCACAAUUUAUUGCACCUUAUAUGCUUGUGAGCUAUACUAGUUUAAGGAAAGACAUUUGAAUCCAGUCACGAUAGGGUCGUACCUUUCUAAGCUGUUCUAGUUUUACAUAACCUUAUCACUUUAAAUUCACCAAUCUUUAUGAACACUUUUUUUUUCUUUUUAUUUAUUUAUUUUUUGUUUUGUUUUUUUAUCUUUAAGCUUCUGUCCUGUGCUGUAAACAUGAAGGAGUUUUAGACCAGUGAUGUGACUGGCAUCAAUCCCUAACUACUAAUUGUAAAGAGAGUUGUCCAAGAAAUUAUUUAUGUAUUUAUUGUAUAUUUAUUGCUUUUUUUUUCUACAUGCAUUUUUUUUUUUUUUUUAAAUCUGGUUUUUAUUUCAUUAUAAUACUCAGGUGAGAUGUGAGGUGGGAUUGGUCUUAAUUACAUACUUGCAUACUGACAAGGCAUGAUUCCAGUCAGUUGAUCAUGAAAUAGUCUUAUGUACUGGAGAAUAAUUUUACUCUGCUUGCCCUUAAAUCUAGCCCACCCCUAGAAAAAAAAAAAACCCAGUAUGUUUCAUCUUAAUACAGGACCAGCAUGCAAAAAAACAACAUACAGUGACCAUACAACUGUAGACAGCCUAACACUUAAAUCAUGAUAUCUGAUUAUACCUUUAAUUUAAUACUAUAAAAACAUUGGUUCAGUUGUACUCCAGGAUUUGCAAUUAUUGUUUUCCUAGGCCUACAAUCAACACAAAUGCCUGUACUAAUACAGACCUUUUGGUGCGGAAUCUCGAGCUAUCAGUUUUUAUAUGAAGUUACCUUAUGCUUAUGGUGUCACCCUGUUCAAUCGCUUACGUAUAUAUUCAGCUGUGAGGUCUAGACACUGGUUCUAUGCAUUUGUUUUUUUUUACUUUUUGUGCAAGCCAUAACAUGCAGAACACCCAUUGGCCCAUGUUCAGUCAUAACACUUAAAUGUAUUAAAUUGCUCAUGUAUUGAGCAGAAAGGUCUUUACACAGAUUUUAUAUAUUGUUUAUGUGAACCAUAGCAUGCAAAACACAUUAUUGGCCAAUGUCCAGUGAACACAUAAAUGUACGGUGGGGGUUAUGGUUUAUUGGUUCUAUACAUUUAGUACGUCAUCCUUCAUACAAGCCAUGGCAUGCAUAACACCUUACGGGCGUUUUUUUUUUUUCUUUACAUGUUCAGUUCAAGUUAUAUUUGUCUCUUGAGCUAUUUACAGUAAUGAUUCAUAUAUCUAUGUAUAUCAUAUAUAUAUGAUAUUCACUAUCCCAGUCCUUAACAGGCUAUGUGCUCAAAUAUCUUUCUUUGACUGUCUCCUAGCCAAAAUUCCCUCAUGCUGAUUGAGUACACAUAUGUCUCUUUGAAAUAUCAGGAAUGUGUCAUCUGUUUUUCCAUCCCUUUUUUCCUUGUUUUCCACUUACCAAAACAAUGUUUAACUUCGAAGGGGAAAUAUAUGUUAAGGAGUACCAGUUGACUGAUGUUCCAAAAGUACAGAUGACCCCAUAAUCCUCCCAGAAAAGCAUACGUGAGAUCAUUUUAUUAUGACUGGCAAGUCGUUUUCCACUUAUAACUCCUUGUUUCAAAUAAUUUCGGGAGGACACCUAAAGUCUUGCUUUUCUCUUUUCCAUCUGUAUAACAGCAUUGCUUUGUUACACUGUAAAGAACAUAUUAAUUUGUACAUAACCUGUGUAUUGCAACACUGAAUUGUGAUUAUGAUGUUGGUGCAUUAUGCAAUUGCAAUAAUGCAGAUUUGUGCCAGUAAGAAUAUCUUUUGCCCCAAAAGGCCAAGCUAUAGACUGCCAUUUUUUCUUCUUCACUUCACUAACAUUCCCUAUACACUUUCACUAUUCCUUAAAUCAACAUUUGUCUGUUUUUAACCUCAGUCAAGUGCUGUUCUGUUAACUCCUUUUCUUAGAAAAUAGUGUAUUGCACAGUAGCUGAUCUACUGUUUUAGCAUGUGAGUCAUGGCUCACAUCAUAUUAAGAUAAUAGAGAAAUGGUUUGGAGAUCAAGCAUGUGCAGUGCAUACUGGCUUUUUAAUUUCCUUGCAACUCUGUAAUAUUCUGUAAAAAGUGGGGGUCAAUGUGCACACAUUUUUGUCAGGACAGUAUGAUUUCUACAAAGAUGUGUGUGUAGAUAGAUGUUUUGUAUGAAACAUGACUUUGUUUGCAUGCUUGGAUCCUCUGUGAUCAACUUUCCAUUCCUGUAUAAAACUCUGUAUAAAAGUAUUAGAACAUUUCUUAAGGAAACAAGGAAAUAAAUGAAUGGCUUCAAAGGUCACAAGAAGAAAAAAGUUCAAAUACAAAGACCUUUUCCACUUAUGUACGUGUUAAUUUAUUGUUGUUUUAGAAUAUGUGAUGGAUGUUUACUUCUGAUAUUUUCGGUUUUCUUGCUGUUUCUGCAAGAGAAUAUGAUGAAUAGAAGAGAACUUUUGUUGUUUUUGAUGGUUUCAAGUUGGAUGGCAUAAUUUGCAAGUGCAAUGGAUCAUUGCAAGUCUGGAGAAUGAAGUCUAGAUUACUCUUUUUUGCUGCCUCUUGUUAAUGACAAGUAUUAGACUGACCUCUGCAUUUCCAGAGAAACUGUAUGAACCAGUUCCCUGGAAAAAGGGAAAUACAUAACAUUCUGGAAGGAAGGAAGGAAAUCAAAGGAACAAAGAACAUAACCAAGAUGCAUGUUAGUGCUCCAAAGUGCUCCCAACAAUGUCAGCACUUUACUGUAGCCUCAUGAUCCAUCCCAUAAGGAAUUACCUUUGACAUUAUGUAAAUCCAAACAUUUAAUUUGGUUCCCAAGCACAGGUUAUGUGCAUGACACCCACAUCACAGGUUUCAGAGACUUCUUAUGAAACCAUAUGUUCAUGAUUGUUCCCUGAUAGAAAUGUACGCAUUAACUAUAUGUAAAAGUGACAAGUGGCUGGUGGUGCUCAUAAAAGCACUCAUGUGAAACUCAAGGUUAAAAUUUAAAUGUUCUUGGUUAGAGAGUGCGCCUUUAUUUCAAGAUUCAUUUUUAAGUAAGAUGAGUCUUUAGUCUGCAUUUUGUGGAAGAAAGCUGAUGAGUUACAGUGAGUUUGGUUGACUCAGCUUGCUUGCUGACUCAGCUUGCUUAGUUUUACAGUUUUGUCCCAUCGUCUGUUCCUCUUUUUUUUUUCUUUUUCUUUUUUAUUAUGAUUGUGACAUGGUUUUGUGAGUUCCACCAUGAGUGUUAUUAGUAAGAAUAUCUCAAACCUGACUCACAUAUCAUGGAAUUAUGCAAUAAUGCAAACAUGCAGGAAUUUGCAAAAUAACAAGACUCUUUACAACAGUCCACAUACAAGUUUGUGACAUGGUCUGGUUGAAUGGGCGAUGCUAGACAAUUCUUUGGAAUAAAACCCAUUUAAGACCCUUCACAGCUAACUUGUUAACUGGGCACUGAAUGGCUCUGGGUUGCCUGUUUUACAAAUAUGUAAGCUUAAUGAUGAUGAGAGCUACUGCUCUAAACAUAUACAAUUUUUUUCAGGUUUGCUCGAGGAACAUUUAAUAAUAAACACAGAACAUCUACUAAGUCAAUCAGUCAUCUUCAGUAAAUGCUUUAAUAUAUAUGAAUAUACCCUGGAUGGGUGUUCACCAGGGCACCAUGAACACACAUAUUUUCACACUAAUUUAAAGCUCAGAGGCAACAUAUUUGCCAGCUGCCCAGAGGAAACCCACACAGACACAGCAAGGUCAUGAAUAGAUAUAACCCAAGCUCAAAAAUGAAAUGGCAUAAAUGAGCCGGAAAUUCAUGCCCAGACACUGUAUUGCUUUCGGUUUUCAAACUUCUAGAUAAGUCAGUCUGAUUAGCUGUGGUGUGCCAAACAGAUACAAAAGAUUAGAAAAUUGUCAGCUUUCAUCUACAUGGUGAAUGUAAGAUGUAGAUAUAAAACCACAAGAAAGGUUAUUUACGAUCCAUGUCUCUAUCACCUAAAAUUUCAGAAACACUGAUUCUAGCAGCUUGACCAUAAAAAAAAAAGGCAAGAAAAUACUUGGAAAUGUAAUUACACAAUUUAUAAUAUGAUAGAGUGAAACUCCUAUGUAGAGAAAAUUCAAACACACAGUCACACACAAAAAGGCUACAAAAGCUAAUUUUGCAGUGUGUCAUUUUCCUCAAACAGUUCAUACAACUGCCUGAUUUAUGUCAAAAAAUUGGUAAGGCAUUUUUGCUCCCAUAGACCUGUAGGGGGAGCUGUAUUCUGCUUUGAACAAAAAGGCGAUCUCUGGAAGCGGUGUACAUUCAGACUGUUUCCAGAGGAGAGUGUGUAAACGCACACCAAGAGCAUCCCUACACAGAAGUGCUCCGUCUUGCCAUUCAAGAACAUUAAGAAGAACGCAAAUACAUUACUGAAGGAUGAUUUUGUGCCACACAAUGCCCUGGAUGUAUUCAGUCAUCUUUGCUUUGUUGACUAAUCACAUGUCACACUCAGUCACUGUAGCAGGCAUGUCAGUGGAUCCUCCAGAAAACAUAAAGAUCAUCGAUCCAGGUCAUCUGGGUUACUUGAACAUUGAGUGGAGUCAACCAAGCAGCUUGAAUAACCUCUCAAACUGUAACAUUCGCUACCAGCUCCGCUUUUAUGACACAUAU